Molecule: messenger RNA, 859 nt
Organism: Ictidomys tridecemlineatus (thirteen-lined ground squirrel)
Lineage: Eukaryota; Metazoa; Chordata; Mammalia; Rodentia; Sciuridae
Source: RefSeq, a predicted model, not a curated record
AGACCAGGCAGUGGGGGUAGGGAGCUCUCAUAUAAAGCCCUCUAUGAUGAAAUGCCUUAAAAACAGACAGAAACACAAGAUCUCACAGCCCACUCCACCUUCUUCUGCCCCUGGGGACUAAAAGAAAACAAGGACGAAGCUCCACAAGUCCUUCUAAGAAGAUGCAUUUGCUCCUGCUCCUGUUGGCCUUCUUUCUGCCUCCCAAGGCACAGGCAGGGGAGAUCAUCGGGGGACAUGAAUCCAAGCCCCACUCCCGCCCCUACAUGGCCUAUCUUCAGUAUGUUGCUCAGGGUGAAUGGAAGAUAUGUGGUGGCUUCCUGAUAAGAGAAGACUUUGUGCUGACGGCCGCUCACUGCUUAGGAUGUCACACCUCUGAUGGACUCACUUUCCUGGUAGAAAAUGAGCUACUGGCCAAAGUGAAGCCUGGGAAGGUGUGCCUUGUGGCUGGCUGGGGGAGACUGGCCCCAAAUGGCAAAUACCCCAACACACUGCAGGAGGUGGAACUGACAUUGCAGGAGGACCAGGUGUGCAAGAACCACUUCCGCAUUUACAAUAGCAACAUAGAGAUAUGUGCGGGGGAUCCAAAGAAAAACAAAGAUCCCUUUCAGGGGGACUCCGGAGGCCCUCUUGUGUGUAACCAUGUGGCCCAAGGAAUUGUCUCUUAUACAUAUAAUAAUGGGACACCUCCAAGCGUCUACACCAAAGUCUCCAGAUUCCUACAGUGGAUAAAGGAAACCAUGAAAAGCCACCAACUGCAGGAGACAGACUAACUCUGUAACUAACUUCCUUUCCCAGAACUGAUUCUAGAAUCACCCUGGAGGAGGUGCCCACAACUGAAUAAAUGUCCCUUAGCAAUGUG